Zophobas morio is the source of this 803-nucleotide messenger RNA. It is a transcript of the gene Prosbeta6, whose product is annotated as proteasome subunit beta type-1. The transcript has 2 exons. Gene Ontology annotation, cellular component: proteasome core complex. Bases 13 to 720 code for a protein of 235 amino acids. The record is from RefSeq and is a predicted model, not a curated record. NCBI's taxonomy places the organism in Eukaryota, Metazoa, Arthropoda, Insecta, Coleoptera, Tenebrionidae.
UUAAGCGGAAUCAUGUCUCUCGUGCAGCCAGAAAUGCGCCCCCAUUACCCAGACUACGCCACGGCGCCCACCCAGCACCACUUCAGCCCCUACGCCGACAACGGCGGGAGCGUGGUGGCUAUCGCCGGCGACGACUUCGUCGUAAUCGGGGCCGACACUCGUCUCAGCGCCGGCUUCUCCAUCUACACGCGCGACCAGAACAAGCUGUUCCGUCUUUCGGACACCACAGUCCUUGGUUGUUCCGGGUGCUGGUGCGACACCCUCACUCUCACGCGGAUUUUGACGGCGCGGAUGCAGAUGUACCAGCAGGAGCACAACAAGGUGAUGACGACGCCCGCGUGCGCCCAGAUGCUGUCGACGAUGCUGUACUACAAGAGGUUUUUCCCGUACUACAUCUCGAAUAUUCUCGUGGGGCUGGAUAACGAGGGGAAAGGCUGCGUGUACAGUUACGACCCGAUCGGGCAUUGUGAGAAGGCCACGUACAGAGCGGGGGGCUCGGCUGGAGCGUUGUUGCAACCGCUGCUGGAUAAUCAGAUCGGGUUGAAGAACAUGCAGAAUGUGGGGGAUAGUAAGUUGAGCUUGGAGAGGGCCCUGGCGGUGCUGAAGGACGUGUUUAUUUCGGCGGCGGAGAGAGAUAUUUUUACAGGUGAUAGUAUUUUGAUUAAUGUUAUUACGAAGGAUGGGAUUCAGGAUUACAGCUUCCAGUUGAGGAAGGAUUAAGUGGAGGUUUUGUAAUCAUAAAUUUGGAAAGUAGGCGGGUGUAGGUGCCCGGUUUUAUACAAAAAAUACAGUUAUUAAGUAUG